Molecule: messenger RNA, 6663 nt
Organism: Zootoca vivipara (common lizard)
Lineage: Eukaryota; Metazoa; Chordata; Lepidosauria; Squamata; Lacertidae
Gene: ADGRL2
Product: adhesion G protein-coupled receptor L2
Biological process (GO): adenylate cyclase-activating G protein-coupled receptor signaling pathway; cell surface receptor signaling pathway
Cellular component (GO): plasma membrane
Molecular function (GO): carbohydrate binding; G protein-coupled receptor activity
Source: RefSeq, a predicted model, not a curated record
GGUGGCAGAUCGAGCCUUUAGAUUAUCUCCUUCACGUUUGGUACUUAGCUGUCUCUAAUCUGCUUUUAUUUGCCAGAAGCCCCCCUCCCACCAGUUUGUGCGGGUGGUGGCGGCGGCGAGGAGACACAAGAAGCGGGGUGGUGGGGAAGAGGAGAAUAUAUAUGCCCCCCCCCAUAUUUUUGGCUGCCGCCGCUUCUAUACAUGAUAAUAUGUUUAUAUGAUUAGCCGAGCCCAGGGGUGGGGAGAAGAGAGAGAAAGAGAGAGAGGGGGUGGAGAUUGGAGGAAGAGGUGGAGGCUGGAGGUGGCUCCAGUUCAGAGCUAGUGGAGAGUCCGUGUCAGGACUUCGCAAUCCCCAGUCACACACUGAGAGAGAGGUGCAUGGACGAAAGGGAGCUGGCAAUACAAUUCACUGGGAUUUUUCUCUCUCUUUUUUCUUUUAAGGGCGAUUUCACUCGCCCCCGCCCUCCUUUCCCUCUCUGUCUCUCUUCCUUUCUCUCCCCAUUGCUUUGAGCGCGACCAGCUUUGCUCUUGAUCUCCGUUCACGGGGCAGCAGCGGCAGCAGCAGCAGCAGCGUCGAGGAGAAAGGAGAAGCAAGGAGGAGAAAAAAAAGCGAAGCUUGAAGAAGGGCUGGAACUGGAUCCUGCCAGAGGCCAAGAUGCCAUCCAGGGAGAUGUAAAUGAGGCCGACGAGGACGACGGAGAAAAAGGGGGCUUUUCUUUCCGAUUUCCCCCUCUCUCGCGCGUGUGCCCGUGCUUUGCGAUCGCAGCGCCUUCUCCCCACUUCGCCUCGCCGCCGAACAAUUGAGUUGAUUCCGGCUGCUCCUGUUGGCGUCGCCUUCUUUUCCCCCUUAUCCAUUCCAGUCGCCUAGAGAAAAGAGAGAGGACUCCAGGGUUGGUCACAUUCAAGACGGUGUUGCACCUAGCGCUCUUUUGUUGUGGUGCUUUCAGAUCGACCAAAAUAAUUGUUUCGAUUUUCCUUUUGUUUUACCUCCUUCCUUCCUCGCUCUCCUCUCCUCCCCCCCCCAAACAUUUAUUUAAAGGAGUGCGUGCGUGUUUUUGGGAAGGAGCCGCGCGCGUCGGGACCUGGAGUGUGUGUGGGGAAAUGUUGACUUAACCUCUCGCCGAGCCCCUUCGGCUGGCUGGGCUCUUUUUUUGCUUGGACGGAAGGGAGACGAGCAGCCUCCUGGUGUGCGUUUUGUCCCAGCCCAGCGAGCUGCAAAGCCAGCUGCCUUCCUCGCCUUUCUGCGCUUCUUCUACCUAGCCCAGUUCUUUUUCGUUGACUUGCCCGGCGAUCCUCCACCUCCUUCCCCUUCUGGCUUUUGUGUUUGCUGGCGCUCCCCGGGCCAAAACAUCGCCUUUAAACAACAAACAGCAACCGCCACCUUGUGAUCAGAAAGGGGCUCACCCUGUACCCCCUUUCCCGGGGCACCCCAGAUGCAAGAGGAAGCCCGGCCUGGCUUUGGCUGCAAACCCAAAGUUAUGAAGAUCAAUGAUGUAGACCACCCACUCGAAUGACGCUGGACAUUUAUAACUGGAAUCUUUAAGGAAUAAAAAGAAGAAAUAAGUCGAGAAAGGGGGGUCAAUAAUGGUGGCUUCUGAUUGCAGAAUGAAAAGGUUUUGGCUACUUCUGAUAGUCAGCUUCCUCCAGUGUACAGAAGGUUUCAGUCGAGCAGCAUUGCCAUUUGGUUUAGUAAGGAGAGAACUGUCCUGCGAGGGCUACUCCAUCGAUCUUCGGUGUCCAGGAAGUGAUGUCAUUAUGAUAGAGAGUGCUAAUUAUGGACGGACAGACGACAAGAUUUGCGACGCUGACCCUUUCCAGAUGGAGAACACAGAAUGUUUCCUCCCUGAUGCCUACAAGAUUAUGACACAAAGGUGCAACAACAGAACCCAGUGUAUAGUAGUUACCGGGUCAGAUGUGUUUCCUGAUCCUUGUCCUGGAACAUACAAAUACCUCGAAGUACAAUAUGAAUGUGUCCCUUACAUUUUUGUUUGCCCUGGGACAUUGAAAGCCGUUGUGGAUUCCCCAAAUUUAUAUGAAGCGGAACAAAAGGCAGGUGCCUGGUGCAAGGACCCUCUUCAGGCUGCGGAUAAAAUAUACUUCAUGCCGUGGACUCCAUACCGUACCGAUACUUUGAUAGAAUAUGCUUCUUUAGAGGACUUCCAAAAUGGACGCCAGCAGACGACAUACAAGCUUCCAAACCGAGUGGAUGGUACUGGAUUUGUGGUAUAUGACGGCGCUGUCUUUUUUAACAAGGAAAGAACUAGGAACAUUGUAAAGUUCGAUUUGAGGACUAGAAUUAAGAGUGGAGAGGCGAUUAUAAAUUAUGCCAACUACCACGACACUUCCCCUUACAGGUGGGGAGGGAAGACUGACAUUGAUUUGGCAGUUGAUGAAAAUGGCCUGUGGGUCAUUUACGCCACGGAACAAAACAAUGGGAUGAUAGUUAUUAGCCAACUGAAUCCUUACACUCUGCGUUUCGAGGCAACGUGGGAAACUACGUAUGACAAACGGGCAGCAUCUAACGCCUUCAUGAUAUGUGGGGUUCUCUACGUUGUGCGGUCCGUAUACCAAGACAAUGAAAGUGAAACUGGCAAGAACUCAAUUGAUUAUAUCUACAACACUCGGUUAUUCAGAGGAGAAUAUGUAGAUAUCCCUUUCCCCAACAUGUACCAUUACAUUGCUGCUGUGGAUUACAAUCCAAGAGACAAUCAACUGUAUGUGUGGAACAACAACUUCAUCCUACGAUACUCUCUAGAGUUUGGUCCCCCUGACCCCGCUCAAGUGCCUACCACAGCCGAGACCAUAACUCCUUCCACAGAGCUGUACAAGACAACUGUGUCAACUACAAGCACCACACCACAGAAAAUUCCAAUUAGCACAACAUUACCUGGGGGGAAGGGGGAUGAAAGCAAAGGCCCCAAGCCACCGCCAGCAGUAUCGACGACCAAAAUUCCUCCUGUUACAAGCUUUUUCCCUUUGCCAGAGAGGUUCUGUGAACUUGAGGUGAAAAGGGAUAUAACUUGGCCUCAGACUCCAAGAGGAAACAUGGUGGAACGCCCCUGUCCCAAAGGAACUCGUGGAACAGCGUCAUACCUCUGCAUGGUUUCCACUGGAAAAUGGAACCCGAAUGGUCCUGAUCUUAGCAAUUGUACUUCACACUGGGUAAACCAGCUGGCUCAGAAGAUCAGAAGUGGGGAAAAUGCUGCUAGCCUUGCCAAUGAACUGGCUAAACAUACCAAAGGACAAAUCUAUGCUGGUGAUGUGAGUUCUUCAGUCAGACUGAUGGAACAGUUGGUGGAUAUUCUUGAUGCUCAGCUGCAAGAGAUGAAGCCUAACGAGAAGGACUCUGCUGGACGGAGUUAUAACAAGCUCCAAAAGCGAGAGAAGACAUGCAGGUCUUACCUUAAGGCUAUUGUUGACACGGUGGACAACCUGCUUAGGACCCAAGCGCUAGACUCCUGGAGAGAUAUGAAUUCCUCUGAACGAGCACAUGCUGCAACCAUGUUACUUGAUACCCUAGAAGAAGGGGCCUUUGUCUUGGCUGACAACCUCUUAGAACCAACAAGGGUCGCAAUGCCUACAGAUCACAUCGUCUUGGAAGUUGCAGUGCUCAGUACGGAAGGGCAGGUGCAGGACUUGAAAUUCCCCCAGGGCAACGCAGGAGGCAAUUCUAUCCAGCUCUCUUCGAACACUGUGAAGCAGAACAGCAGAAGCGGGUUAGCAAAGCUGGUUUUCAUAAUUUACAAAAGCUUGGGCCAGUUCCUCAGUACGGAAAAUGCAACCAUCAAACUGGGAGGAGAGUUUGCUGGCAGGAACAGCACCAUCGCUGUGAACUCUGACGUCAUUGCAGCCUCCAUCAACAAGGAGUCCAGUCGUGUGUACUUGACAGACCCUGUUCUUUUCACCCUGGCACACAUUGAUACCAAGAAUUAUUUCAAUGCAAACUGUUCCUUCUGGAACUACUCGGAACGGACUAUGAUGGGCUAUUGGUCAACUCAAGGAUGCAAGCUGAUCGACACAAAUAAAACGCAUACCACAUGUGCAUGUAGCCACCUAACCAAUUUUGCAAUCCUCAUGGCACAUAGGGGAAUUGCGUACAAUGGAAUGCAUGGUUUACUCCUCACUGUCAUCACCUGGGUGGGGAUUGUCAUUUCCCUUGUCUGCCUGGCAAUUUGCAUCUUCACUUUCUGUUUCUUCCGUGGCCUUCAAAGUGACCGAAACACAAUUCACAAGAACCUUUGCAUCAACCUCCUCAUUGCAGAAUUUAUUUUCCUAAUAGGCAUCGAUAAGACAGAGUACAAGAUUGCAUGCCCCAUAUUUGCAGGCCUCUUACACUUUUUCUUCCUGGCAGCCUUUGCCUGGAUGUGCCUAGAAGGGGUGCAGCUCUAUCUCAUGUUAGUAGAAGUAUUUGAAAGUGAAUAUUCUAGGAAGAAGUACUACUAUGUUGCUGGCUACCUCUUCCCUGCCACUGUUGUUGGUGUCUCGGCAGCUAUCGACUACUCCAGCUAUGGAGCGCAAAAUGCCUGCUGGCUCAAGGUUGACAACUAUUUUAUCUGGAGUUUCAUUGGGCCCGUUACCUUCAUUAUUCUGCUGAAUAUUAUCUUCCUGGUGAUCACACUGUACAAAAUGGUGAAGCACUCAAACACUUUGAAACCAGACUCUAGCAGGUUGGAAAACAUUAAGUCUUGGGCCCUGGGUGCAUUUGCCCUCCUGUGUCUUCUGGGCCUAACAUGGUCUUUUGGACUGCUUUAUGUCAACGAUGAGACCAUUGUGAUGGCAUACCUCUUCACAGUAUUUAAUUCUUUCCAAGGAAUGUUUAUUUUCAUCUUUCAUUGUGCACUCCAAAAGAAAGUACGUAAGGAGUAUGGCAAGUGCUUCAGACAUUCGUAUUGCUGUGGAGGAUUGCCAACAGAGAGCCCACACAGUUCAGUAAAGGCAUCGACUACAAGAACUAGUGCUCGCUAUUCCUCUGGCACUCAGAGCCGAAUAAGGAGGAUGUGGAAUGACACUGUGAGAAAACAAUCUGAAUCAUCCUUUAUCUCAGGUGAUAUCAAUAGCACUUCAACACUUAAUCAAGGAAUGACUGGCAAUUACCUACUAACAAACCCUCUUCUUCGACCACACGGCACUAACAAUCCUUAUAACACAUUGCUCGCUGAAACCGUUGUAUGUAAUGCCCCUUCAGCUCCUGUGUUUAACUCACCAGGACAUUCACUGAACAAUGCCAGGGAUACAAGUGCCAUGGAUACUCUACCGCUAAAUGGUAAUUUCAACAACAGCUACUCUUUACGCAACGGAGACUAUAAUGACGGCGUGCAAGUUGUAGACUGUGGGCUAAGCCUGAAUGACACCGCAUUCGAGAAAAUGAUCAUUUCGGAAUUAGUACACAACAACCUGCGGGGCAGCAACAAGAACCACAAUCUAGAGCGCACAUUACCAAUUAAAGCUGUGAUCGGCGGGAGCAGUAGCGAAGACGACGCCAUUGUAGCAGAUGCUUCAUCUUUGAUGCACAGUGAUAACCCCGGGCUGGAGCUGCACCAAAAGGAACUCGAGGCGCCUCUGAUUCCCCAACGGACUCACUCCCUUCUGUACCAGCCACAGAAGAAAGUGAAGACGGAAGGGACAGACAGCUACGUGUCCCAGCUGACAGCCGAAGUUGAAGACCACCUCCAGUCCCCCAACAGAGACUCUCUUUACACAAGCAUGCCCAACCUCAGAGACUCUCCUUACCCGGAGAGCAGUCCCGACAUCGAGGAAGACCUCUCUCCUUCCAGGAGGAGUGAGAAUGAGGACAUUUACUACAAGAGCAUGCCAAACCUUGGAGCUGGCCAUCAGCUUCAGAUGUACUAUCAAAUCAGCAGGGGCAAUAGUGACGGCUAUAUAAUUCCCAUUAACAAGGAAGGAUGUAUUCCGGAAGGGGACGUUAGGGAAGGACAAAUGCAACUAGUGACAAGCCUUUAAUAGUGUAGCAAAGGAAUACUGAAGGCCACAUUGCAAGUAUUAAACAGACUUAAUUGGCCCCAUGCCGGCUCCCUCAUAUCUGCUCGAAGCGACAAUUUCUGUUGUCCCUGUGGUUUCUCCUGUGUAAAGGAGAUGACUGGACCUUGCAGUUCUGUGAAUUUUUAUAAAACAAAGCUUUGUAUAUACACAGAGUAUACUAAAAGAAUUAUUUGUUACAAACAGAAAAAAAGAGAUACCAUCAAGGUAUUUUAAGAUAUCUUGCUGCUGACGUAAAAGAGAUUGUGAAAUACACACACACACACACACCGUUCCAGCCAUUUUACUGCAGCAGUUUGUGAACUAAAUUUGUAAAUAUGGCUGCAUCAUUUUUUGUAGGCCUGCAUUGUAUUAUAUACAAGACGUAGGCGCUAAAAUCCUGUGGGACAAAUUUACUGUACCUUACUAUUCCUGACAAGACUUGCAAAAAGCAGGAGAGAGAUUCUGCAUCAGUUUGCGGUUCACUGCAAAUCUUUUCCAUAAAGGUAAAGAUUGAAAACCUGUCUAACCACUAGCAAUCAAGCCACAGGCCUUAUUUCAUAUAUUUCCUCAACUGUACAAUGAACUGUUCUCAUGAAAAAAAAAAUGGCUAAAGAAAUUAUAUUUUGUUCUAUUGCUAGGGUUAAAUAAAUAAAUAAAUACAUUUGUGUCCAAACAGAAAUAUAA